UAGUUUUUAGUUUCUCUUGCUACUAAGAUUUCGAUUCUAUUUUAUUAAAUCACCUGUUCUUAGAUAUACAGCUUCUAAACCCGUCCAACCGUCACCCUCAAUUGUUCAAAAUGACUAUUAUUCAUAUUGUUCUCUUCAAAUUUCGCCCUGAUGUCUCUGCGGCACACAAGUCACUAUUUGUCUCAGAGCUCAAGACACUCAAAUCACUUCCCUGCGUCCAAGAUGGGCGACUGAUAGUUGGUGGGCCAUCAAUCACGGACCCGAUCGAAAGAAGCAAAGGUUUUGAAUUUGCCCUCCUUAGCUACCAUCGCGAUCGAGAGGCGUUAGCGGAGUACCAAGCAAGCAAAGAACAUCAUAGAGUAACUAGUACUUAUAUGUUUCCAUUUAAGGAGGAUUUAUUUAGAUUUGAUUUUGAGGUUGACAGCGAGGACGAAUAUAUGUGUCAAGGAAUUGGGAAUAGGCUCGUGAAGGGGUUCGUGGCACCCCCAGAAGACGCGGUAAAAAUAUGACAGAUCUGAG
Molecule: messenger RNA, 519 nt
Organism: Pseudogymnoascus verrucosus
Lineage: Eukaryota; Fungi; Ascomycota; Leotiomycetes; Thelebolales; Thelebolaceae
Exons: 3
Coding region: 111-509 (132 amino acids)
Source: RefSeq, a predicted model, not a curated record